GAGUAAAGGCGUAAAAUAUCCCGCGGAGACCUUCGUGAUGCAACCUGGCCAAGGUCAGCGGCUCCCAAAUGUUUACCCCUCACACCCAACUAUGUGGCUGGAGGAGUUUGGAGUGGGUGGGCCCUGCGAUGAUGUGCUCACAAAGUCCACACUGUCCAGGCAAUCCAGUGCACACCUAGUCCAACCCCUUCUCUCACCCCUCAGCUGCCUACCUUUCUCCCCUCCUGCACUCCCCCGUACUCUUCUUCUGCUCCUCUGCCAGGGUGAGUCACUCGCUAGAAGUCGCUGCCUGAGGAGUUUUCUGGAGAGGCUUCGCCCUGUCUGACGGUCAUCCUUCACAGCCACCAUGGUUCACAGCAGCAGCAGUAUCUGCAGGGUGCUCCUGCUGUUGCUCCUCGGCCUCCUGGUAGCCUUUGUACACACAGAGACGGUCGCAGACCCUGCCUCAACAUCCAGGGACAACCAGGACACCAUGUCUGGAGAGCCACCCAGUGACAUCACCACCAAAGACCCUUUCCACGACAUGACAGAGCAGUCCUUCACCAAUGACUACGAGGACAGCACACACUCCCAGGCCAUGGACGAGGAGGAAGGGGUUCUGGGGCCGGGGGCCAUCACAGCCAUCGUUAUAGCCGUCUUCCUGGGAGCGUCUGUCCUCCUCGCCCUCAUCGUCAUCACACUCAGAAAGUUCACUGCAUCCUAGAGUGAAUGCAUCCCAUCUCGUGAGUGUGUAUGGUUGUGUGGGUGUUUGUACGCCCAUGCGUGUUUGUGUGUCUUCUGUCUCUCAUCUCAAUCUUUCGACUCCUAACUCCUCGUCUUUCUUCGCAAGAUGAGUUGUGACUUUUGCUUUGCUGUGGAUGCUGAAAACUGUGGCAGGUCCCCUGACUGACUAUUUGCAGAUUUACUCCUGUAAACACACUCUAACUGUUGCUCAACAUGUCCACUUAUUCCUGAAGGUAUAAUGUUAGAAACUGGCUGGCUCUUCCAGUGGAAUUCGUAGCAUGACCAUGUCAUUUUUAUUUUGUUCAGCUUUUUACUUUAUUUUUUUCAAAAUCUUAAAUGCAUGCUCUAAUGUUGUGGGCUGUUUGUUUUCUUGUCUUGAGUGUUUGGUGUGAAAUAUCCUGCAUGUGUUUGCUUUUAGUUGUACAUGAAGUGUGUGUGUGUGUGUGUGUGUGUGUGUGUGUGCGCGUGUGUGUUU
Molecule: messenger RNA, 1198 nt
Organism: Xiphias gladius (swordfish)
Lineage: Eukaryota; Metazoa; Chordata; Actinopteri; Istiophoriformes; Xiphiidae
Gene: snorc
Product: secondary ossification center associated regulator of chondrocyte maturation
Exons: 3
Coding region: 347-703 (118 amino acids)
Biological process (GO): cartilage development
Source: RefSeq, a predicted model, not a curated record